This is a messenger RNA of Aspergillus tanneri, 852 nucleotides long. RefSeq names its product nicotinamide/nicotinic acid mononucleotide adenylyltransferase. The transcript is spliced from 3 exons. Bases 1 to 852 code for a protein of 283 amino acids. The record is from RefSeq and is a predicted model, not a curated record. Gene Ontology annotation, molecular function: nicotinate-nucleotide adenylyltransferase activity; nicotinamide-nucleotide adenylyltransferase activity. Gene Ontology annotation, biological process: NAD+ biosynthetic process. Lineage: Eukaryota; Fungi; Ascomycota; Eurotiomycetes; Eurotiales; Aspergillaceae.
AUGACUGAACAGAACGACGUUGCCCCUCCUUCGCUUCCCCAUCUGCCUCCGGCUCCCACGGAUGAUUAUGCCUUCCCUGAACUCCGCCUGAAGCAGAAAAUGGAUGACCCGGAGAAGACGCCGUUGUUACUCGUGGCUUGUGGUUCCUUCUCCCCAAUUACCUACCUUCACCUACGCAUGUUCGAAAUGGCGGCGGAUUACGUCAAAUUUAGUACCGAGUUCGAGAUAGUUGGCGGAUACUUGUCUCCGGUGUCGGACGCUUACCGGAAGGCUGGUUUGGCGAGUGCACAGCAUCGAGUGGCUAUGUGCCAGCUUGCGGUAGACCGGACAUCUGACUGGCUGAUGGUUGACACAUGGGAGCCGAUGCAGAAGAAUUAUCAGCCCACCGCCGUUGUGCUAGACCAUUUUGACUAUGAGAUUAACACGGUGCGGCAAGGGGUUGGCGCUAGAAACGGCUCACGGAAGCAAGUGCGCAUUGCCCUGCUGGCUGGGGCGGAUUUGAUCCACACCAUGUCCACUCCUGGUGUGUGGAGCCAGGAAGACUUAGAUCAUAUUCUCGGAAAAUACGGCUCUUUCAUCGUCGAACGCAGUGGAACAGAUAUCGAUGAAGCACUUGCUGCAUUGCAGCCUUGGAAGAAGAACAUCCAUGUUAUCCAACAACUCAUUCAGAAUGAUGUCAACAGUACCAAGAUCCGCCUUUUCUUGAGGCGUAAGAUGAGCGUUCGCUAUUUGAUCCCUGUGCCUGUCAUCCACUACAUUGAACAACAUGAUCUAUACAUGGAUAACAGCACAACAGCGGCUUCUACGACUAACAAAGGGAAAGGGCGUCAGGAGCCUGGCCAGUCAGGCUGA